Molecule: messenger RNA, 240 nt
Organism: Batrachochytrium dendrobatidis JAM81
Lineage: Eukaryota; Fungi; Chytridiomycota; Chytridiomycetes; Rhizophydiales
Exons: 1
Coding region: 1-240 (79 amino acids)
Source: RefSeq, a predicted model, not a curated record
AUGCAAUUCUUCCCCAUCUCCACCUUCUCAAACGCCAAUGUUUCCUUUGUUGGCCCCAAAUCGACAGGUAUAACCCCAGUCAAGCCCCAAAAGUUCAACUCUGCAUUCAAGUCCUUUGAAUCUUGCAAGGCCAGCAACGAAGGCCUUCCCAAUUUUGAUUUUGUGCCCGCAUUCAAACCUCCCAGUAGCCAGCCUCAGUUCACUGAGCCCAAAAGCCAGCGCAAGCGAGCCAACUACUAA